This is a messenger RNA of Aureobasidium musti, 600 nucleotides long. NCBI's taxonomy places the organism in Eukaryota, Fungi, Ascomycota, Dothideomycetes, Dothideales, Saccotheciaceae. The record is from the annotation of a GenBank genome assembly.
AUGGCUUUGAAAAAACUGAUUGAAGAAAGCAGCGCAUGCGCGGAAGCCGUGGGCCAUGACGUUUUUAUCUCGAGCAUGCUCGCUGUCGCUGCUGUGGCUGCACCUACUUUANUGGACCAGGAAUCUUCGACCUCGUCACUCGUGCGUCGUAAGAACACCAACAAGGGCGAAGCUCACAUUCACAUUGAUUGUAAGCCCGGUCAAUCCAUCACUAGCUUCAUCAUGCUCACCUUAUACAUCAGCUNNUCCAACAUAUUGUGCGGCAACUCGUGCACCACGAAGUACAACAUUGACCUUCCUGACAACUCUGUGCCUGCCCAACUCAUGGGCAAAGACUGGUACUGGGCAAACAUCGGUACUUGGUCAGCAUCAAACCCCGACUACCAGAUCAAGAUAGGCACCACUAGAGGCCUCGAUUCGUGGAUCGACGGCUCGAUUCCAGGCAGCAUUCCCAGCGACUCUUGGAGAAACUCCUUCACCCUCCACUAUGACUCGCAGCACUGGAACUCGCACGAACGCGAGGACUGGAAGUACAAGGGUCCUACACCUAGCAAUGGCCACCGUCAUGAGUUUGAUCUGUGGUGUGAAUUUGACCGCUAA